Spodoptera exigua (beet armyworm) is the source of this 2099-nucleotide messenger RNA. Lineage: Eukaryota; Metazoa; Arthropoda; Insecta; Lepidoptera; Noctuidae. The record is from the annotation of a GenBank genome assembly.
AAAUAAAUAUAUUGCCAUACUCACUGCACUUCAUUUAAACAUUCAUGAGUGAACAACGCCAUUUUUAUAAACUAUUCCAAAUUCAAAUCAUACCACGCGUCAUCUAGGAAAAAAACAUUUUAUUAAUUCAUCCUCGAUUGAGGCAAAGGUUUAGACAUUCAGCCAGUAAGUAUAUCGUAUUCUCAUUUGUAGCAGUUAGUUGAAAUGCCGGCGCCAACGGGGCAGGACGCGAGUGCUAAAAACAGUGACGUGCAUGUUAUCGACAUCGACUUCGAUAUCGAUGAGGUUUUGGCUCCCAUCGACAAGUCUGAUAUCCCAGUGAUACACAUCGACAAACCAAAACAAGUGGACACCAUGAACGGAAACGGAAUAGCAAACUCGAAGCCCAAGCAGCAGAAUGUCGCUGAGGCUGUAGAAAAGGCAAGGGACGCAUACAACCGCGGUGUAACCCGCCCAGUAAAAUGGCGCUUGCAGCAGCUAAAGAACCUCCUUCGUAUGUACGAAGAAAAUCAAAACGCCAUGAUAGAAGCCCUACGUAAGGAUCUGAGGAGAAGCAAGAUGGAAUCCGUCAUGCUGGAAGUGGCGUACUUGAUUAAUGACCUGAAGAGUAUAAUUCACCAUUUGGAAGACUGGGUUAAGCCUGAGAAGCCUGAAAAGGGGUUCGUGAACAUGCUGGAUGAUGUCGUCAUCUACCACGAUCCUUACGGAGUAGCCCUGGUGAUCGGUUCCUGGAACUACCCCUUACAACUGCUGCUGCUCCCAGUUUCUGGUGCCAUUGCUGGUGGAAACGCCGUCAUCAUCAAGCCCAGUGAGCUGGCUACAGCUUGCGCUGCUUUCGUCGCUGAAACUGUUCCCAAGUAUUUGGAUAAUGAUGCAGUUAUUGUAAUUGAAGGUGGACCCCAAGAAACUACAGAGUUGUUGAAACAGAAAUUCGACUACAUUUUCUUCACCGGCGGCACUAGCAUUGGCAAGAUCGUCUACGAAGCUGCUGUCAAGAACCUGACCCCUGUUACAUUGGAACUUGGAGGCAAAAGCCCAGUAUACAUUGACAACACGGCAGACAUAAUGAUAACGACAAAGCGAGUGCUCUGGGGUAAAUUCAUCAACGCUGGCCAGACAUGCAUCGCGCCAGACUACAUUCUGUGCACCAAAGAAACCCAGGACAAGUUUGUGGCAGCCGCCAAGAAGAUCCUUCAAGAGUGGUAUGGACCUGACCCACAGAAAUCUCCAGACUUCGCCAGAAUCAUCAAUUCUAGACAUUUUAGCCGUCUCCAAGCCUUAGUGGACGCGAGUAAAGACAAAAUCGCCGUCGGAGGUACCUACGAUGCUAAUGACAAGUUCAUUGAACUCACAAUUCUGACUAACGUCGUAGCGUCAGAUAAGAUCAUGCAGGACGAGAUCUUUGGACCCAUCCUCCCCAUAGUGCCCGUGGAAAAUGCAUAUGAAGCUAUCAAGUUUAUCAAUGAGAGGGACCAUCCUUUAGUGCUUUACGUGUUCAGCAAACAAAAGAACAUACAUACGUUGUUCACUGAACAGACCCAGUCAGGGAGCGUGAAUAUCAAUGACACAAUCAUGUUUUACGCCGUUGAGUCCCUGCCAUUCGGCGGUGUCGGCGCCAGUGGUAUAGGCGCGUACCACGGCAAGAAGACCUUUGAAACGUUCACACAUAAGAAAAGUUGCCUUAUUAAGAACUUCUCACCUAUUGGAGAGAAAUUGGCUUCUGGCCGUUACCCGCCGUACACAGAUGGCAACUUGAAGAUGUUGAACCUACUCCUCCGCAAACGCUUCGGGCCAUCACUGAAGUUCUUGCCCUAUUUUCUCUGCUUCGCGGUGGGCGCUGGACUCUCCUAUGGCAUCUUCGCUUGGCAAAAGAUGCUGUCUGAAGAUUCUUAAAGUGUGACUGAUGCGGCAUCGCCUGGAGCGCCGCAACCCUAUUGUGAUAAUGUUUUUAAUUAUUGAAAUAAGAACUCCGUUAUUUUAAUUCGAAGUAACAUAGUUGAAAAAGAAUUCACCUAAGAACAGUUAUUUUGCUACUUUUUAAUAAAUACAACACUUCACACCCAAAAUCAAUUAAUUAUUAAAGGCUUAAUAUUUAAAUC